GUCAGUAUUCCAGUCUCAAUGGCCAAUCCUCUCUGUCUGUUCCUCAUAACAACCAUGACAAUGGCAAUAACUAAAGCUCAUUUCUCUUAAAACUUGAAUGAUGAAGGGAACAAUUUUCAUCAAGGUCCUUCUUCUCUAAAUUCCCUUGGAGGCAUCAACAGGGAUUAUUUCAAAGGGAAAUUACAUGGAUGAUCUGAAGGAGGAGCUCUCACCUGAGGACUUCAAGGCUACUAAAAGUAACCGAAUCAGAUAUUCUAGACCAGAUUUUAGACAGCUUCCUUAUUUCGCGACUGAUUUUGAAUGGAAAGAUUAUAGCCCUGCUGUUUUCAGACGUAUACUGGAGAAUGACAGUAUUGAAUAUUCCGAUUACCAGUUGUCAGUAUGUGGAGAUGAGACUCUAAGGGAGGUUUCAUUCUCUAUGAAACCUGGUAUGAUGUUCUUAUUGUCCAACGACAAUCGGUUUGUCAUCAAAACCCUGCGCAAAUCUGAGGUGAAGAUACUCCUAGAGAUGCUUCCCAACUACUACCAUCAUCUUAUGAAGUUCGGUUCCUCAGUAAUAGUCAAACUUUAUGGAGUUCAUGUUGUCAGGCCAGCAGGAGGUAUUAAGGUUUACUUUGGUGUUUGGGAAAACAUAGUCCCGUCAGAUAUUUCCAUAUUUGAGCAUUAUGAUCUCAAAGGCUCUGCAAAAGGUCGAGCAGAGAACAAAAUCAUUGUUCAUGAGAGACCUGUACAUAAGGAUAUGGAUUUUGAUUUUUGCUUUUACCUGGAUCCAUUGGUUCGAGCUCGACUCUUAGCGCAAAUCAAGUAUGACUGCGAGUUUUUGGAAGCUGAAGGCAUCAUGGAUUAUAGUUUGUUUCUAGCUAUACAAAUCGAAUCUCCACAUGAAGUUGAUAAAAGAAAUUCCAGAAAGACUGAUAAAGCGAUAAUGGAAAGAACUUCCAGAACGACUGAUAAAGAUAUACUGGAAAGAAUUUCCCGAAGGACUGAUAAAGAGAUAAUGGACGAUACUUCAGAAGGAAGUGAAUGCUCAGAGUUAACUCUUGCUGAUAUUUGCGAUCUACUUGACAGGCCUGGUUAUAAAUUUGGUGCGAGCCUGCCAGCACGUGCUGUCCGGGACUUCAGGAAAGAAAUGGUGGGAUGUUCGAGAUCAUAUAAGUCCAGAAACUCUAGAUCUAGAGCACAGCCAGCACAUGAAUGCUUCAAUGUUCUUUUGUUCUUUAGAAUCAUAGAUAUUUGUCAGAGUUACAAUAUGAGAAAACGCCUUGAGCAUGCUUGCAAGUCCAUCAAAUAUGACUCAAAGUCCAUCGCAUCUGUGAACCCCAAAGCUUAUUCUUCUCGCUUUCAAGAGUUUAUGAGCGAAGUGUUUCUACCUGAAGAGUCAAACGACUUUAGCAAUAGCCGGGUCUCAGCUGCAUCAUCAUCGAAGAUUUCUGUUAGAUGA
Fragaria vesca subsp. vesca is the source of this 1441-nucleotide messenger RNA. Its product is annotated as phosphatidylinositol 4-phosphate 5-kinase 10-like. The transcript is spliced from 9 exons. Gene Ontology annotation, molecular function: phosphatidylinositol kinase activity. Gene Ontology annotation, biological process: phosphatidylinositol metabolic process. The coding region runs from base 185 to 1441 and encodes 418 amino acids. The record is from RefSeq and is a predicted model, not a curated record. NCBI's taxonomy places the organism in Eukaryota, Viridiplantae, Streptophyta, Magnoliopsida, Rosales, Rosaceae.